AUGUUACGAGCUUCUCUUUCAAUAACCAGCCUAACACUUGGUUUUUCUGAUAUUUUAAUGGGCCAGGCGAUUCAUCAAUUCUGUGCUGCGAAAAAUAGGCAAAUACAGGAGUAUUCAAUCAAUGAACAAAAUAAUGCUCGACAAACCACGGAAAAUAAUCAACAAAUAAAUCCCAGCUCACCAAUUUCAAAUCAGCAGAUACAAACAACAACGAUUCAAGCGCCUUCCCUUUAUCAGAAUCCCAUUCACUCUCCACCUCCUCCUGAAGCACAAGCUCAAUUUGCCUACAUCUCUCCGCCAGAGCCGCCACCAGUUUAUAAAACGAACGAAGAGCGUCUGUCUUGGUUUACAGGGGCAGAAGCAAUAAUGAUGAUGCUGAACAUAGCUUUUGCAGCGACAUGCCUUUACUUUCUAACAGUGGGUCUCAAGAUCUGUAAGAAAUACGACUCAAAUGCCUAA
This is a messenger RNA of Oikopleura dioica, 459 nucleotides long. The record is from the annotation of a GenBank genome assembly. NCBI's taxonomy places the organism in Eukaryota, Metazoa, Chordata, Appendicularia, Copelata, Oikopleuridae.